Messenger RNA from Myotis daubentonii (Daubenton's bat), 3214 nucleotides. RefSeq names its product solute carrier family 35 member D3 (gene SLC35D3). The record is from RefSeq and is a predicted model, not a curated record. Lineage: Eukaryota; Metazoa; Chordata; Mammalia; Chiroptera; Vespertilionidae.
CCAGAGUCUUAGUUUCUGCUCUUUCGCUAAUUUCACGUCUUUGCUCCACUUGGAACACGUGCCCCUGCCCCCGCCCCAGGCUCCACAGCUGCGCGGGGCCACUGCGCCCCUGGCAGCUCCCCCAGAGCCGUGCGCGUAAUUGCAGGUCCCUCCCUGGAAGGCGCGCGCAGAGUGCGGGUGCCGGGGACCGGACCGGGCCAGCCUUCCCGUCCGAAAACACAGCGGUCCUGGGCCUUGGUUUCCCCUUCCAUGUUGGGGCGUCAGCGCCCGAAUCUACAGCAUCAGGGAACUCCGCCGCCCGCUGGCACAGACCUCCCUGGUGGGCCGGCAGGGACCGUGGGAGGAAAACCAUGCAGCGCGGGGGGCAGGAGGCUGGGGCGCUGUCACUUGUUGCAGCGAAUAACGGGUGUUCGCCCCUGGGGCGCUGUGGUUUCUAAAAUCUCUAGCUGUGUCCGGAUCCCCUUGACUCGGAGCAGGGAAGAAGGGGCAAACAGGAGCAGCUGACCCUGCUGGGGGAGAGGGGGCAGCACCCGAGAGCCCGCUGGCGUGGGCGCUGGGUGCCGGAGGGGCGCGGGUCCGGUCCGCGGGUCCGGUCCGCUUGUGGCGGCAGCUGCCCGCGCUUCCAGGCUCAGUGUUCUCCCUGACGGUGAACCCCGCGCGGGACACAACCCACUGCAGCUCGUCACCUCCUUACCAACUGCUGUCGCUAGGAUUCCCGCCACUCCUCUCAGACCAGCCCCCCCACCCCGCCACUUUUCGGAGUCCUCCGCCCCCGUCACUGCCUAGUGCGGGGCAGUCGGACGCGGAGCCACCGAGCCGCGAGGACGCCUGGCUGGAGCUGUCCUCCGCGGGGGAGCCGGCGCCCCCUGCCGUGCCGUGGGGCCCCCUGCCCUUCGCCCACGGCGCUGGGCUGGCACCCGCGCCGCCCUCGCCGCGCGCCUCCCGGCUCUCCUCCCCGCUCUCCUCCCGCAGGUCCUCCACCGCCGGGUGCCGCGGAGCGGGCGCGAUGCGGCAGCUGUGCCGGGGCCGCCUGCUGGGCAUCUCGGUGGCCAUCGCGCACGGGGUCUUCUCGGGCUCCCUCAACAUCCUCCUCAAGUUCCUCCUCAGCCGCUACCGGUUCUCCUUCCUGACCCUGGUGCAGUGCCUGACCAGCUCCACGGCGGCGCUGAGCCUGGAGCUGCUGCGGCGCCUCGGGCUCAUCGCGGUGCCCCCCUUCGGCCUGAGCCUGGCGCGCUCCUUCGCGGGGGUCACCGUGCUCUCCACGCUGCAGUCCAGCCUCACGCUCUGGUCGCUGCGCGGCCUCAGCCUGCCCAUGUACGUGGUCUUCAAGCGCUGCCUGCCCCUGGUCACCAUGCUCAUCGGCGUGCUGGUCCUCAAGAACGGCGCGCCCUCGCCGGGGGUGCUCGCCGCCGUGCUCAUCACCACCUGCGGCGCGGCUCUGGCAGGCGCCGGCGACCUGACCGGCGACCCCAUGGGCUACGUGACCGGCGUGCUGGCGGUGCUGGUGCACGCCGCCUACCUGGUGCUCAUCCAGAAGGCGAGCGCGGACACCCAGCACGGGCCGCUCACCGCGCAGUACGCCAUCGCCAUCUCCGCCACCCCGCUGCUGGUCGUCCUGUCCUUCGCCAGCACCGACGCUAUCCAAGUCUGGGCCUUCCCCGGCUGGAAGGACCCCACGAUGGUCUGCAUCUUCGUGGCCUGCGUCCUGAUCGGCUGCGCCAUGAACUUCACCACGCUGCACUGCACCUACAUCAACUCGGCCGUGACCACCAGCUUCGUGGGCGUGGUGAAGAGCAUCGCCACCAUCACGGUGGGCAUGGUGGCCUUCAGCGACGUGGCGCCCACCUCUCUCUUCAUUGCCGGGGUCGUGGUGAACACCCUGGGUUCCAUCAUUUACUGUGUGGUCAAAUUCUUGGAGACCAGAAAGCAAAGCAACUACGAGGACCUGGAGACGCAGCCGCAGGGAGAGGCGGCGCAGCCAGGUGGAGACCAGCUGCCUUUUGUCAUAGAGGAGCUGCCGGAGGAGGUAGCUGGCGGGGCAGGAGGUGGAAAGGUAGCAGGUGGCUCCGCUCAGCAAAGGGGGCAAGGGGUGAGGGGCAGCCCCAGAGGAGUCCCGCUGGCGGCUAGUACCUGGCAGAUGGCAGACAGCGCUGAAGAAGCCAGCAGGAGGUCACUGAAGGAUGCUUACCUGGUAGUGUGGAGGUUAGUCAGGGGAACCAAGUAUAUGAAGAAGGAUUAUUUGAUAGAAAAUGAGGAGUCACCCAGUCCUUGAAAAGGAAACGCAUGUAUGUAUAUGUGUACAUAGAUACUUAUUUUAUAUGUUAGAGACAACAUAUUUUAAUGAGGGGCUGCCCAGUUUUAUUCUUUGAGGAGUGGGGCAGGGAAGCAAAGAAAGAAUCUGAACCAGACUGACAGCAACAAAAUUAGCACUGGUGUGAAUUAUUUAGCGUCAGUUCACCUGAGGCAUAACAAAGACAAAAGAAUAUGAAGGUGCUUAACAAGACAGUGGGUUCAGCUGCAGACUCUCGGCACAUUUUUUUGACAUUAUAACCAUAACCAAAUAUCUGCAUGUACUGAGUCCCUCAACCACCCUCAAAGAUGGAGUGUAGAAAUGAUGGCAGCAGGUAAUAAGCUCAAAGAUUACAUCCAAGGGCACAUUUUUGAUGCUAGAACUACAGUUUUUUAUGGCCAGCUGGGCAAAGAGUAUAUUAUUGAAAAGAUAUAUAAAUACACUGAAUUGAUGUUUACUAUUUAUAGUCUCUGAAAUAUCAUGCUAAUUCUAAUUUUCUUCACUUGUUUUUAAACAAUAAGUGUUCUACUAUUCUAUUAUAUAUUGGUAAGAAAUGUCAAAGCUAUUUUGAAAAUAUGAGUUCUUAGCUUUAAUCAUCAAGUUUCAUGUUGGCUUUUAGUAAUUACUAUAAAAAUAUUUUAAAAGUUGUUUUGGUUCACUGCUUUGUAAUAUUUAUUAUUGAAUGCCAUGACCUUUUUAAAUACCAGUUUUACUGUGUCCAAUAUUCUUUCAAGCAAAUGCAAUGGCUGAAAUAGAAUUCAGCAUUAAGAAGCCCAAACAGAAGUAAAACCUUCCUAUUAAGCUAGUCCUUGCAAAUCGCAUUGCACAUUCCAAACCUUGUUACAGAAAGAGCAACUGCUAUAUUCACUUGAUAUUUUUCUAUCUUACAUUUGUCGAAAUAAAGUCUGAGUCUAUCUGCUAAAA